CUGGGCCCAGUCCUACAGUAAGGGUCAAAGUUUGUCCACGCGAAAAGCGAGUUACCAUUUCUACGAAUUUCCUUUGGUUGCUUCUGUUGGAAUCUUUUUAGUUACACAGUGUAAUAAACUGUACAGAAUUUCCCGCUCCGAAAAUGGACGUAGUCGCAGCAGUCGUAAAGUACAAUCAGCAGACUUUAGGAAGAGAUAAACUUUGCAGGUAAGGGUCGAGUUAUUUGACGAUUGUCCUCUUUUUUAAAAACAUUGUUUACGUGGCUUCAAUCUUGUCGCAUGUGCGUGCAUGCUUUAAAACUUACACACAUCAUUUGAACGAUCUUCCUUCUUUAAAAAUAUCUGUUCUGAAUAUGAGAGUCAGGUUGAUUUCAAGUUGAGAUUUUGUUCCUACAAAUUCAUAUCACAAUCUUGGUCGAAAACCUCUCCAUACAUUUUUCGGUCAAUUUUGAUCUACCAAACAACUAAACAAUUGAAGCUAAAUAAGUUAAGUCCUACUGUUAACAUCACGGUCUUCACUUGUUGUUACAUGGUGUAUAAAUCUCUGAUCAGGUAUUUUCUUCACUCGUUACCAAGAAAGUUUAAUUUUGUUACAUUUCUCAAUCGAUCAUAUAAGGUUACAGGGACAGCAUUUUAAAACAUUAGUAACGAUGUGAUGCAAUUAACCAUUGCUCUCUGGUACUUGCCAUUUCAUUUCGUUAACUUGUAGCAUACGCAAAAGCAAAUACUUGCUACGUUUAGUUUCGGGACAUCUCCGUAUCAGACCGUCUUUUCACGGGCUGGAGCGUGUUCUUCAUUUACGUCGUUGCAACUUCCUAGGGGGCGUGUGAUUUGUCAUGCAAUCUCAGACUAACGUCACACGAAUUAUAUGCCUCAAAGUUAAUCAGCAAACUGUAUGCAAAUUAUUUAAAGGAGUUGUUUAUUUAUAAUGUGCCAAUAUUUUUAAUACAAAAGUUUGACUGUAAAUCAUACAUUAAAAUGGUAUGACUUCACUGAGGCCAAUAUCAUAAACUCUUCUACCCCCCAGAUGAUAGAGAAGGGAAUUGUGAGAUAAAUGUAAUUACAAUGCAAGAGGGGGGAUGAAUUUUUAGAGGGGUGGGGAGAGUAAUGAAGCCAAAAAUGCCUUCAUGGGGGAGUAUGGAUAUUUUCAAGAACAACCCAUUAGAGGAAAGGGAUUUUGUUUAUAGAGUGGAUGACGUAAAGUUUAAAAUUUAACAUACUUUAUGGCCAAAGCAUUAUAUUGAUGACACAGUUUACUGUUUUACCAGGAUCAUCCAGUAUUCGUCCAGAUUAUCAAGUUAUCUACUAGCCCAGGCUGGUGCAGGAGCAGAUCUUGUAAACAAAGCUAAGACUCUUGAUAAACAUGCCAGCACCUCAAGAAAACGUAAGUAAAAUUUACUUGUGGUGUUCAAUUACUGUAUUCAUACUCCAAGCCACAUUUGCCCGCAAGAAUCUUCUAUAAUGAAGGAGGUGGCCUCUUUAGGAAGAAAAAGAUGAGUAGUCAGCAAAUAUAUGGAAUUGUUUACUUUGGAAUCCAAAAAUAAAUGUAACCGGGGUUAUCAAUCACCUUUAAAUCAAGUCAAGUCUUGCUCUUGCAACAUCAAAUCUUUCUCAGGUAUUUACCAGGCUUAAAAUUCACCGUCACAUUUCUGUCAAAUUAAAUUUUAGUUGGAAGUAACUAACAUUGGGGAGUCAGACUGAUUUGCUGGGCUUUUAAACAUCUAACACUUUUUCUGGAUGAUUAUAAAUUUUUAAAGAUUAGGCAAAAGAGGUUGAAAGAGGGUUAUUAGAAAAGGGCUUACCGGGUAUCUUUCUUUUACUGAUCUGUACAGUGCACUAAUUUUGUGCAUGUAUUUAUGACGUUAAUUGAGUAAUAUCUAUUCAAAUGAGGCAUAUAAACACUACACUACUUAAUAAUAAUUAUCGCUGAUUCAAUGAAGGUAAUUGCUUUGGGCAGUGGGAAUUACCUACUGGCUGGGCCGAAGCUAUUGUUUGGUGGUCACUCAAGCAAAUCAUUGCAAUAAGUUCUGUAUGCCCAUGCCCAGUGCUCGAUUUCCAAUGACCAUGCAAUUGCCAAUUACUUAAUAGCAACCUGUAUUGAAAUAUAUGUGUGAUAUAUCGUGUUCAGUAUAAGGGAUUUUUUAUUUUCCUUUUCUCACAUCUGAUAUACUUACAAAUUUAGUUUUUAGGUUGGGAAAGAGCUUGGACAUGAUAAUGGGAGCCAUGCGAGCAAGAGACAUCCAUCACGACACCGUCCUGAAAGUGCUCAUCAUAUGCCGCCGCAUCACAUACACUAUCUAUUAUAUCAUUGAUCAUGUGACUUGGGCAGCAAGAUUAGGACUUUACAAGUCUAAUCCUAAGGAAUGGUCCAAGUUUCAGGCCAAAUUCUGGGCAUUAGCUCUUGCCUUUGGUCUUCUGCGAAACCUUUAUGACAUCCUGAACCUAGUCUUUGUUCCAGUAAAGAAGCAUGAUGGCGAGGAAAGCUAUAGUCAAGGAAGUUCUGUCACUGCACGGCUUAUGUCACGCCCACAAGUGUUGCUAGAUACCUUAAAGAAUCUUGCUGAUUUCCUGUUGCCGUACAAUGUUAUGGGGGUGAUUGAGCUGAAUGUUGGCCUGGCUGGUUUGCUUGGAUUGACCUCCUCAAUAGCAGGAGCUAUUCCAGUCUGGAGUCCAAACAUGAAAUUGAAACCUUCCUAGAUAUAAAUUUUUGAAAGAAUUCGUUAGGACAGUAUAAUAUGCUAAGCACAUAUAUUUUGGAGCUUGGACAAUCUUGCAUGUAUGGUGUAACCUUCAAUUCCCCUGGUUUUUUUUAAAAACUACUUUUAGAAAUUUGUUAUUAAUAUAAUUUAAUUUAUUGGUCAGCAUCAGGCAUAAUUGUUCAUCUGACAGCUAGAUGUUAAUUUAACCUCCAAAUAUUAUAAAUUAUCUUUUUUAUAGAAAUGGUUAGAAAUAAUUUUUAGCGGUACUGUUUAGCGUAAUCAUAAGUUAGGAUUUCUUACGGCUAAUCAAAAUGAUUUGAUGAAACUUGAAGAAGGUUAUUUUGUGCAUGUGCCAGUUUUAAUCCUUUUACAGUCCUGUCUUGAAUUUUUUUGGCAAGAAAGUACUAGCCUGCAUUGCAGACAUAAAUAUUGAACCUCAAUUUGUAAUGUCUGCGAAGCUGCACCAAUAUCCUUGUUCUGGGCUUUCAAGGGACUCAAUGAUUUACCGGAAGAAUGUUUUGAAAUUCUUUUCAUCUUGAUUGGCAAAUCAACAACUUGGCAUUUUAAACAGGCCAAUCAUGGCCAGUACUCAAUCUGGGUACACUGCUGGGGACCCAGAGCAAGGAUUUUGGCUCUGUUUGUGUAGACAGACUUAACCAGGGUUUAGUUUCAUCUGUGGUACAGGCUAGAAAGUACAGGCCCAAACCUGAAAGCAGUGGCAAUGGGAAUGCAUGCUAUACACAACAUUUUGUGCCGUGCUCAAUUUGUAUGUGCUUACAUUUCUCACUUUCAAGUCCAUGGACUACCAGAACAAUAAUCAGUUCAUUAAGAGGAGUUAAGAAGAGUUUAUGGUUGCCAUGCAGUUUUAGCUAUUUUUGAGAUUUUUUUAUUUUCUGGAAUUUUUUUUUGCAUAGUAAAUUCAGUUUUCAGUUUUUAUUUUAAAAAAGAGGUGAUUAUUUAUUACUGUGUUUUUGGUUUUAAUGAGAUGGACCAUUGCAGUAAGGUAAAAUUUCUGCAAAGUUUAAAUCAUUGACAUAUCCCUCGUUGGCACUUCCAAACCCCUGGGGAGGGGGUACCUAACAAAGUGUUAUUUGGGGGAGGGGAGGGAAAGGCAGCUCUGCCUCGCGAUAAGCCUUUCAUUAAAAAAAGAACCCCUUUCACAUACCUGUACUUAAGAAGAAUGAAUUGCUAAACAAGUCUUCUUAUCAGUGUUAUGUAGCAUUUAAUCAUGAAAUUAAAAUAGUUCAGCCAUAUUAAGGUGC
Porites lobata is the source of this 3961-nucleotide messenger RNA. The record is from the annotation of a GenBank genome assembly. Lineage: Eukaryota; Metazoa; Cnidaria; Anthozoa; Scleractinia; Poritidae.